Molecule: messenger RNA, 3147 nt
Organism: Jatropha curcas
Lineage: Eukaryota; Viridiplantae; Streptophyta; Magnoliopsida; Malpighiales; Euphorbiaceae
Gene: RECQSIM
Product: RECQ helicase SIM
Biological process (GO): double-strand break repair via homologous recombination
Cellular component (GO): chromosome; cytoplasm; nucleus
Molecular function (GO): four-way junction helicase activity; 3'-5' DNA helicase activity; nucleic acid binding
Source: RefSeq, a predicted model, not a curated record
CAAAAAUAGAUACGCUGUCGUUUCACGGAGACGGCGAAUCCAUAAAAAUGACAGUGAAGAAAAGAAAUCUCCGAUCAAGAGUUCCCAAUUCAAAGUUUUGGCGGGUUAUCAAAAUGAAUUGGCUUGAAGGAUCAUAUCCUGCAUUUUGAAAAUAGAAGAAGCCAAAACUAACACUUCCGAGUUCCAAUUCCCAUCUCUGCGAAUCUUUCACCCCUCUAUCUCUAUCCGCAUUCUGGUCCGGUUCGGUUCACAACAAUCACUUUCCGAUUCAGUAGCUUUUCCUUUUCUCUUUGUAGCCAGUUUUUUUCAAAUGCAAUGGCUAGUAAUAAUUUAUCUGCUGAUAAAGUUAUUGCAAAGCUGAUAGAAAUGGGAUUCGAGAAUUCUUGUGCCGUUCAAGCUGUAAAAAAAGUGGGUCCUUCUCUUGAUAAUGCUGUUGAGUGUAUCGUGAAUGAUUCUGCUGGAGACUCCAGAAUUGCACCAACAAAUUCUGAAUGUUCUACUACCAGUAGAAAAAGAACAUCUUCCUCUACUAUUUCGGGUCAAAUGAAGCAAUCUAGUAUUUUGGACCAUUUCCAAUCCACAAACAGACCCAAAAAAAGCAGAACCAAUAAUGUUGUGCCUGAUAUAUCAAUUUCUAAAUCAGAGAUCUUGACACUUCCUGUAGAUGAAGCUAAGGUAUCCUUGACAAGCUUGGAUUCUGGUAACAUCAAAACUGUGCCGGAAGGUUCGCCAAUUUUCUGCCAAGAAGAGUUUGAUAUUGAAUUAGAUUGGGAGCAGAAAGCUAAUUUUCUGUUGAAAAAACAUUUUGGCUAUCCCUCCUUGAAGAGUUUCCAAAAGGAAGCCUUGGCUGCUUGGAUAGCUAACCAAGAUUGCCUUGUUCUUGCUGCAACAGGAUCUGGGAAAUCUCUGUGUUUUCAGAUUCCAGCACUAUUAACUGGGAAGGUUGUGGUUGUGAUUUCACCAUUGAUAAGCUUGAUGCACGAUCAGUGCUUAAAGCUAUCAAGACAUGGGAUCUCUGCAUGCUUUCUUGGAUCUGGGCAACCUGACAGUACUGUUGAACAGAAAGCAAUGGGAGAAAUGGAGUUUCAAGUUUCUCUAUUGAAUAAGCACACAAUUUUCUUCAGACUGAUAAAACAACUACAGAGGCUUGCAGAAAGUCGUGGAAUUGCUCUUUUUGCGAUUGACGAAGUGCAUUGUGUUUCUAAGUGGGGCCAUGACUUUCGGCCUGACUACAGGCGUCUGUCUGUGUUGCGGGAGAAUUUUAGUGCUUGCAAUUUGCAUUUCUUAAAGUUUGAUAUACCACUGAUGGCGUUGACUGCAACUGCCACCAUUCAAGUUCGAGAAGACAUUCUUAAAUCGUUGAGCAUGUCGAAGGAAACAAAGAUUGUGCUUACUUCAUUUUUCAGGCCAAAUCUAAGGUUCUUGGUAAAACAUAGCAGAACCUCUUCUUCCUCUUCUUAUAAAAAGGAUUUCCGUCAGUUGGUAGACAUAUAUGCAAGGAAGAAAAAGAAGAAACAAAGUGUGUUCUCAGAAGUAUUAAAUGAUUUUUCUGAUAGCUCUGAUGAUAACAAUAUGUCAGAUACAGAUGAAUGUAGUGAUUUGGAUGAUGAAGUAACUCUAGUGGAGGAAAAUGGAUCAACUGCAUCAGAGGGAAAAGAGCUGUCAGUUGAAUAUUUGGAAAAUGAUAUUGAUAUCUUCCAGAGUGCGAAUGACUGGGAUGUUGCAUGUGGUGAAUUCUCUGGAAAAUCUCCCCACAAGGAUAUUGGGUCAACAGAGACAGCUGAUGCCCCUAGUACAGUAGAAGAACGAUUAAAACUAAUGAAACGGCCUAUAGAAGAGGGACCAACCAUCAUAUAUGUCCCUACAAGAAAAGAAACACUAAGCAUUGCAAAUCACCUUUGUGAUUUUGGCGUGAAGGCUGCUCCUUAUAAUGCUUCAUUGUCAAAAGCACAUUUGCGACGGGUUCACAAGGAAUUUCAGGACAACAUGCUAGAGGUUGUUGUGGCAACCAUUGCUUUUGGAAUGGGAAUAGACAAAUUAAAUGUCCGAAGAAUUAUCCACUAUGGCUGGCCACAGAGUUUGGAAGCAUAUUAUCAAGAAGCAGGACGUGCUGGAAGGGACGGGAAACUUGCAGAAUGCAUUCUAUAUGCAAACCUUUCAAGAUUACCAUCACUUUUGCCAAGUAAAAGAAGUGAAAAUCAGAUGAAACAAGCAUACAAAAUGUUGUCUGAUUGUUUCAGAUAUGGAAUGAAUACCUCAUGUUGCCGCGCUAAAACACUCGUGGAGUAUUUUGGGGAGGACUUCAGUUAUGAGAAGUGUCUCUUAUGUGAUGUGUGUAUUCUUGGGCCUUCUGAAAUGCAGAAUUUGCAAGAGGAGGCCAAUAUCUUAAUGCAGAUUAUUGCUGCUCAUCAUGAGCAGAGCAGUUUUCUUGGUGACUCAUAUGAUGAUACAUACGGCGACUCCAAAUCACAUAGAUUAAUAUUGAAGCCAAACCUCAGGAUGUUUGUCAGCAAGUUAAGGGAGCAGUCUCAAAAAUUUUGGGCAAAAGAUCAGCUAUGGUGGCGAGGUCUUGCCCGUGUUCUUGAAGAUAAAGGAUACAUCAGAGAGAGUAAUGACAAGAUUCAUGUUCAAAUAAAUUUUCCGGAGCCAACAAAACUAGGAUUGGAGUUCCUAGACUUUGGAAGAAAUGAACCUUUUAACAUCUAUCCUGAAGCGGACAUGCUGCUCUCAAUGAACGAACACAAAUCUCAUUCUACUUUUGCAGAUUGGGGAAAAGGUUGGGCUGAUCCUGAGAUCCGCCGCCAGCGGUUAGAAAGAAGGCGGUCGAGUACCAGUAGAAAGCAACAAAAACCAAGACAGCCACGAAAGAGAAAGUCCAGAAAAGUGAAACCAGAUAUGAGAACUUCUCGAGGGAGAAUUACAGCAAAACUCUCAAAACUGAAGUGAAUCAGAGAUUAAAGAUUACACAUUAUUUUGUUCUUAGAUUAAAUACUAAAUAGUCAAAGAAUACUGUUUCUUUCAACUUCCAAUAUAGAACAUGGCUUUGAUCGAGUUUUUUGUCGAUGCAUUCACAGACGGCAAGUGACGUAACUUGUAUAGUGAGAACCUAUUAUGUGAUUAAAUGGUUACAUUUAGAAAUCCCAUGUA